Molecule: messenger RNA, 1581 nt
Organism: Paramecium octaurelia
Lineage: Eukaryota; Ciliophora; Oligohymenophorea; Peniculida; Parameciidae
Source: the annotation of a GenBank genome assembly
UUUGAGUUCUAACAUUCUAUUAUGAGCGAUUUGUGCUAGAUUGCUGGUCAUGAUGGUGAGUAUCUAAUGUAUGUUUGUCAAGAAUUGUAAUGCAUUGAACUACAGAAUAACAAAUUACUGUGUUAGAAAUGUUUAUGUGAACAUCGAGGUUUGAAUUACAAUAAACUAAAGGAGAGGGCCUUUAAUAACUAUAUUUAGUACUAAAGUAAUUUGGAAUAGGAUAUGACAGAUAAUUAAAGUUUGCAAAAUAAAAUAGAGCAAGAUAUUAAAGAAAUAUAAACAAAAGUUUUGAAAAUUUGUUCUGAAUUAUAAAAAUCUUUGAUUGAAUUUGUUGAUCAAUAAAGUAGAAAAAUAUCGAUGAAUAAAACAAAUGCAGAAAAGUUAAUGCAAGAUUCUAAUCCUUCGCUUGAUACCUAUAUAUAUUUCGCUAAAUUUUCUGAUGAAAAAAAAGUCCAUGAGUUGGCCAAAUAAUAAAUUACUUAAACAAUUGAUGAUUUAAUUUCGGAUUUCAAAUAAAAAAUAGAGUAUCUAAAGCCAUCAACCAUUAAUGGAAACAGUAUAAAAAUUGAGGAACAAUCAUUUAAGAUAGAAUCAAUCUUUUAGAAAAAAUCUCCUUUCGGAUACUGCCAUGAACAUUGUAAAUGGAAAUCUUCAAUAUGCACCAAUAUUAAAUGUUUAGAGCUAAGUGAUUUAGAAUAUCAUUGUGAAAGAUGUUGCAAAACUUCUCAUGCCGAGCAUUUUUUAAAUGAUUUUUUAUAUGAGUAUGAUAAAUUGAAAAAAGAAUAAAAUUUGAAAUUAUCUUUUAUAUCAAAUGAAAAACAAGCAAUUAAAGUAUAGGCUUAAAAAUUAAUAAAUGAUUUGAUAAAUGAUUUAAGAAAAUUCCAGAAAGAAUCAUAUUUUAAAUAUGAUGAGGAGAUUAAAAUUAUAAAAGCAUUUUUUUAAGAUUUUGAAAAAGAUUUGUCUUAUUAAGAAACUAAAUAUGUUUUUGGUGAUUUAUUAUUUUUAAUCAUUUCCACUAAUGAAGAAGAAUUUUAGUAGAAAUUGAAUUAGCAGUACCAAAAUUUUGAAUAAAAACUUUAAAGUUGUAGGAAAAAGAUUGCAGUAUAAUUUUCAGAACAAAGCUAAAAGUUAUAAGAGAAAUAGGAUGAAAUUAUGAGGCUAAAGAAAACUAUACUAGAACUAGAUUAGAUCCUUUUUGAAAAGGAGUUAGAAAAUAAGUCACUAGAAAAUUAGAUUAUAUAAAUUAAUACAGAAAAAAAUUUAAAAGUAGCGUCAUAAUAAAAUCCGAGAUAUGAUUAAGUUUAACGAUAAAAAUAAUAGACAUACGAAACAUUACCAUGGAAAUGUCAAUAAAAAUAUCAAUACCUACCAUAUCCACAUCCAUAACAAAAGGAAUUACAUUAACUAUCUAAAUAUCAAUAAGAAUCAAUAUAAAAUUAAAAUUAUAGAAAUUACGACAACUCAUAAAAACCUACUCAACCAAUUGCAUUUUAAGAGAAAUAUUUAGCAUCACCCCAAUAAAUUUAAUGGAAUUAACAGAAAAAAUGAUGAUCUAUAGAGAUCACAAAAAUGAUAAUAUUG